AGAAAGAAAUUUAAAAUUGAAGUUUCAUGACAACCUACCUGACAUUUCAAAAUCAUCAUCAUCAAGUUCGUCUGAAUCCACAUCAUCAUCACAUUUUCAAAAUCUGCAGUAAAUUCAUUAGUAAAUUCAGUUGAUGGCCACUGCUAAUGUUAAAGGACUUCCCUUGGGAAUUGAUCUUGGUACUACGUAUUCCUGUGUAGCAGUAUUCAAAAAUGGAAUUGUGGACAUCAUAACCAAUGACCAGGGAAAUCGUACAACUCCUAGUUAUGUCGCCUUCACAGACGUGGAAAGAUUGAUUGGUGAACCAGCACUAGGACAAGUGGCGAUGAAUCCCACAAAUACUGUAUACGAUGCCAAGAGAUUAAUUGGCAGAAAAUUUGACGAUCCAGUUGUGAAACAAGACAUGCAGCAUUGGCCUUUCGAAGUAAUCCAAGAUAAAGGCAAACCAAAGAUACGCGUCAAGUAUAAAAACGAAAUGAAGACUUUUUUUCCUGAAGAAAUUUCUUCGAUGGUGCUGGGGAAAAUGAAGGAGAUUGCUGAAAAUUACCUAGGAACCCACGUCUCCAAGGCUGUUAUUACAGUCCCUGCAUAUUUUAAUGAUUCACAACGACAGGCGACAAAAGAUGCCGGCACAAUCGCCGGUCUGGACGUCCAGCGAAUAAUCAACGAACCAACCGCCGCGGCUAUAGCGUACGGGUUGGACAAAAAAAGCGAGGAUGACAGAUACGUUUUGAUUUUUGAUUUGGGCGGCGGUACCUUCGACGUUUCGAUUCUGCUCAUCUCUGCCGGAAUUUUCGAGGUUAAGUCGACGGCUGGAGACACGCAUUUAGGUGGCGAAGACAUCGACAACCGCAUGGUCCAAUACCUCACCGAAGAAUUCAAAAGGAAAACCAAAAUCGACAUUAAAAACAAUAAGCGCGCCCUGAGGAGAUUACAAACCGCCUGCGAAAGGGCCAAAAGGACGUUGUCGUCGGCGAAUCAGGCCUCGAUUGAAAUCGACUCUUUAUCGGACGGAGUGGACCUUUAUACCGGGAUUACCAGGGCUAAAUUCGAGGAGAUCAACAACGAUAUCUUCAUGAGAACUUUGGAGCCCUUGGAAAAAGCUCUGAAAGAUGCCAAGAUCAACAAGAACCAACUGAAUGAUAUAGUCCUCGUUGGAGGGUGUACAAGAAUUCCUAAAAUUCAAUCGUUAUUGUCGAAUAAUUUCCAAGGAAAGGAGUUGAACAAGUCGAUAAACCCUGACGAAGCUGUAGCUUACGGAGCAGCAGUACAGGCGGCCAUUUUGGCAGGCGAUAACUCUGAAGUCGUCAAAGAUCUACUUCUAUUGGACGUGACUCCUCUUUCAUUAGGAAUUGAAACAGCAGGAGGCGUUAUGACUGUUUUGAUAAAAAGAAAUACGACGAUUCCAGCCAGGCACACUCAGAUAUUCUCUACCUACGCCGACAAUCAACCAGGAGUAUUGAUUCAAGUUUUCGAAGGAGAGAGGUCUCUCACGAAAGAUAACAAUUUGUUAGGAAAGUUUGAUUUAUCAGGUUUUCCCCCUGCUCCUCGAGGAGUACCACAAAUCGAAGUUUCUUUUGAUAUCGAUGCAAACGGAAUCCUGACAGUUACCGCAUCUGAAGGAAUCACGGGAAAAAAAACUAAUAUCACAAUUACCAACGACAAAGGAAGAUUAACCAAAGAACAGAUACAAAAAAUGAUUGCCGAUGCCGAGAAGUUCAAAGAGCAUGAUCUAGAAGUGAAAGCUGCUGUGGCUGCCAGAAAUGAUUUAGAGUCAUAUAUCUACCAGAUGACAACCCUGUUGAACGAUCCCAAUGCUGGAUCAAGAAUCAGAGAUGCUGAUAAAACAAAAAUUUCCAAGUUAUGUAGUGAUAUAACGAACUGGAUGAAUUCCAAUGAGAACAUUACGGAAAGAGAAUAUGUGAUGAAAAAGCAAGAGAUUGAAAACGUUUGCAAGCCUAUUGUCAUCGGUCUAUACUCUGGAGCUUCCUCCCAGAAUGAGAGACAAUUUCCAUCUCAAGAAAACGAUGGACCAAUUAUUGAUGAAGUUGAAUAAUACCAAAGAAAAAUUGGAUUUUGUUUCAUUUGUUUAUGAGAAACUGUUUUCAUAUUCCUCAUCUCUGAAAAUAUAAUAUUUUCAAUGGUCA
Leptinotarsa decemlineata (Colorado potato beetle) is the source of this 2147-nucleotide messenger RNA. RefSeq names its product heat shock cognate 71 kDa protein. Lineage: Eukaryota; Metazoa; Arthropoda; Insecta; Coleoptera; Chrysomelidae. Gene Ontology annotation, molecular function: ATP-dependent protein folding chaperone; ATP binding. The record is from RefSeq and is a predicted model, not a curated record.